AUGUCUGGAAUUGGAGACAACUGGGCUACUUCCCAGCGCCGCUCGCAGCGCACCACUCGUAGCACUGCCCAGGGAGGUCAAGACUUCACCGAAGAAAUCAACGAAGACAUUAUGUCUACCGACCCAAACUCCCAGGCUCAGAGAUGGGAGUCCAAGAAGUAUGCCCAGCAUACUCACUUGGACGACCAGGCCGAGGCCGGCGGCAUGGGCUCCUCGGGCUCUCGUAACCUGGAAGGCGGACAAGGUAUGAGAGGCGUUGAGGAUUCCUCUCGUUCUGGAGGAGGAAUGGGCGGCAUGCAUGAUGAGGGAACCACUGGACCUUAUCCAGGUUCUUCCUCCCAGCACCAUCAGACUUCCAGGGCCACUGAUGAUCCUGGCGAGGGUAUGCCUGGAAUGAGUGGUAAGAAUCAGGGGUAUGGUGAUCAAAGCUAUAUGACCCAGGACUAUGGAAGGCAGGGGUAUGGAAGCCAUACUGGCCGUGCCGUCCCCCCCGAGAACCAAGAGACUGGUGGUGUGCUCGGCACUCUCGGAGAGAAAGUAAAGGGAGCUAUGGGUGAUGUUAGCAAGAAGGCCUCCAAGUUUAGCGAGUAA
Molecule: messenger RNA, 591 nt
Organism: Nannizzia gypsea CBS 118893
Lineage: Eukaryota; Fungi; Ascomycota; Eurotiomycetes; Onygenales; Arthrodermataceae
Exons: 2
Coding region: 1-591 (196 amino acids)
Source: RefSeq, a predicted model, not a curated record